Chondrus crispus (carragheen) is the source of this 513-nucleotide messenger RNA. RefSeq lists its product as hypothetical. The record is from RefSeq and is a predicted model, not a curated record. Lineage: Eukaryota; Rhodophyta; Florideophyceae; Gigartinales; Gigartinaceae. The transcript has a single exon. Bases 1 to 513 code for a protein of 170 amino acids.
AUGUGCGCUGCGUCUACAACCUGCUCUACAACCUGCUCUACGAAAAGGGGGCGGCACGCUGCGCCUCACUGCAGCAGGAAGCGGAGGUUGACCUGUUGCAAGUCGAAGCUGAGCUCGCCCUCGCCGAGCGAGACGGCGUUCGCGGUGUCGGUGGAGAAGCGCGCCUCGGGGAGGUUGAGUUUCCCCAUGAGCUCGAGCGCGAGCCUCUUGUCGAUGGGAAUACGCUGCUUGAGCGUGAGGCCGUUGGGCGGCCGGUCGUGCGGCACGAUCGGCCCGAACGGCUUGACGUUGACGGAGAAGAGCGUGCGCCGCGUCCGGAUGUCGAACGCCGCACGCACGUCCAGCUUGGUUCGCGUGUCGAUGUCGAACCGCUUCGUCAGAGAUACUUGGUUGCCGAAAAACUCGAGCCGCCCGCCGAGAAACCGGUCGCGCCACGACCAACGGAAGGACACGUCCCGCGUGCGCGCGUCUAGGUCCGCCCCGAGCGUUAGCACCGUCAGGUUGAGCGGGUAG